AUGACUACUCGACCGCUGCAAGUGUUAGGCGGGGCGUUAGGCGCGAUGGCGCCGACCGACUCGCUCUUCCAGGGGGCCAACGAGGGACCCGCCCAGACCGCCGCCAAACUCACGGGGGUGCAAUCCAUCGGCCAGCGCGCCGACGAUGCUUCUUACUUCACCAACAACGAAGGCAUUCCCUUCCCCGAUCCUGCUCACAGCAAGACGGCGGGCGGCAUUCCGGUCAUUUCCGAUACCUUUCUUUUACAGAAACAGCAGCACUUCAAUCGUUCCAAGAACUUGGAGCGCAUGGUCCAUCCUUGCGGCAGUGGUGCCUUCGGUUACUUCGAGACAACCAAGGAUGUCUCCUCGCUGACCAAAGCCAACUUUCUCCGAUCGGCUGGUGUCCGAACCCCCGUCUUUGUCCGUUUCUCCACCGUCACCCUCGGCAGAGAGUUCCCCGAUCUCGCUAGGAACCCCCGCGGUUUUGCCAUCAAAUUCUAUACCGGCGAGGGCAACUAUGAUAUUGUGGGAUUGAACUUCCCCGUUUUCUUCUGUCGCGACCCGAUCCAAGGCCCAGAUGUGAUCCGCUCCCAGUAUCGCAACCCGCAGAACUUCCUGUUGGACCACAACUCGCUGUUUGAUCUGCUUGCAAACACGCCAGAGGGGUAUGUCUUCCUCCGACCGCAAAAGGACCCGGCUGACUCUCACCAGUUUAACCAUGCAGGAAUGAUGUUUUUCAGCGACCAUGGGACCCCCGUGGGAUGGAGGAACCAGCACGGCUACGGCUGCCAUACCUUCCGAUGGGUCAAUGCCGAGGGCCGGUUCGUCUACAUCAAAUACCACUUCCUUGCCGACGGCGGCCAGAAACAAUUCACCGCCGACGAGGCCCAGCAGCACAGCGGUAUCGACCCCGACUUUUCCAAGCGCGACCUCUGGAAAGCGAUCGAGAACGGUGAAAAGGUCUCCUGGACGGCUCACGUGCAGGUCAUGCAGCCCGAGGACGCCGAUCCAUCCAAGCUGGGAUUCGAUCCGUUCGAUGUCACCAAAGUGUGGCCCAGAGACAAGUUCCCGAUGAUGGAGUUUGGCAAACUCGUGCUCAAUAAGAACCCGGAGAACUUCCACCGGGACGUCGAACAAGCCGCCUUCUCUCCUGGCAGCAUGGUUCCCGGCAUUGAAGACAGCCCUGACCCACUCCUGCAGUUCCGCAUGUUCUUCUACCGAGACGCCCAGUACCACCGCAUUGGCAUUAACCUUCAUCAAGUCCCAGUGAACUGCCCCUUCAUGACCCAGUCCUACUCCUCGCUCAACUUCGACGGCCAGAUGCGGGUGGACGCCAACCACGGCCUGAAGCCGCAGUACGUGCCGAACAGCUUCGCCCAUAAAUUCCGGCCGGACACGGCCGAGACGCCCUACCAGGUGGCGGACAGCAACGUGGGCCGCAAGUCGCACUUCUACCACGAGGGCAAGGACUCGGAGUACGAGCAGCCGCGCGAGCUGUACCGGCGGGUGAUGGACGAGACGCAGCGCCAGCACCUGCACGACAACAUGGCGCGCCUGCUGCGCGUGGUCGAGUACCCGGAGAUCCAGGCCAAGUACCUGGCGCAGCUGUACCGGGUGGCCCCGGAGUACGCGCAGGGGGUGUAUGAGUUACUGCCGGAGAAGAAGUUUGCGUUCGCGGAGGUGGAGAAGCGGUCGCAGGGGGCGGAGAGCGCGGGCAAGACGGCCAAGUUCAUGCCCAGCGUGGAGACGGAUAAGUUGGUGGGGAUGUGUCCGGCGAUGUCGGUUUACAAUGUUUGA
Aspergillus fijiensis CBS 313.89 is the source of this 1779-nucleotide messenger RNA. RefSeq names its product catalase. The record is from RefSeq and is a predicted model, not a curated record. NCBI's taxonomy places the organism in Eukaryota, Fungi, Ascomycota, Eurotiomycetes, Eurotiales, Aspergillaceae. The transcript is spliced from 7 exons. Gene Ontology annotation, biological process: hydrogen peroxide catabolic process; response to hydrogen peroxide. The coding region runs from base 1 to 1779 and encodes 592 amino acids. Gene Ontology annotation, cellular component: mitochondrion; peroxisome; cytoplasm. Gene Ontology annotation, molecular function: heme binding; catalase activity.